Messenger RNA from Colletotrichum orchidophilum, 2547 nucleotides. Its product is annotated as fungal specific transcription factor. The record is from RefSeq and is a predicted model, not a curated record. Lineage: Eukaryota; Fungi; Ascomycota; Sordariomycetes; Glomerellales; Glomerellaceae. Gene Ontology annotation, cellular component: nucleus. The transcript is spliced from 3 exons. Gene Ontology annotation, biological process: regulation of DNA-templated transcription; DNA-templated transcription. Bases 1 to 2547 code for a protein of 848 amino acids. Gene Ontology annotation, molecular function: DNA binding; zinc ion binding; DNA-binding transcription factor activity, RNA polymerase II-specific.
AUGCAGAACAACGGCCACUCCCUCAGCAGCCGGUCACCGCCUGCAGCUAACAUCAAGUCUCUACAGCACAACCGCAGCCAGAGCCAUGACCAUAACCAGUCUCAUAGCCAGAAUGACCAGGACUCCGAUGACGGCAACCAGCUGCAAAGCGGAGACGAAAUUGAUCUCGACCAGGACGAUCAGGAUGUCACCCGGCUUGGGAAGCGCAAGAGACCCAUAUCUGUCUCGGGGCCACCGCCCUCCGUGAAAUGUGACCGAGGACAGCCCUCCUGCGGCUGGUGCAGCCGCAAUGGAGCCUUGUGCGAGUAUAAGGAGCGCAAGAAGCCCGGUCUUCGCGCCGGCUAUGGUCGCGAGCUGGAGCAGCGACUGGACAAGCUCGAGGAGAUACUCAGAACUCAUUCCGAAAUCCUCCAGGCGACUCUGACAUCCAACCAACACCACGGCGUGGCACCAAGCAUUCGGAAUAGUAACCCGAGUCUACCGAGCGAUCACGGCACACCGCGAGAGACUAAUGCCUUGUUUCGGCCCUCUGAAUCCCACCGGACGCCUCAGGCCGAGACGGCUCUCUUCCUCCAAAAACCAUCUUCUUACCCCUCAACCUCACAGUCCAUGGAGUUCGGAAUGCCGCCUCCCACUCCAUCCAUGCACGAAUUUCAGGGUCAAAUGCCAAUGACUAGCAUGCCUGCACCACCAAGCCAUAUCGCUGCCAUGUCACAACCUAGCAGCGCGGCACAAGAAUAUUACGGCACAAAUCAAACGCAACUUCACUCGCCAGACGUUGCCAUGGCACAAAGUCAGACGUCGACUGCGCCAGACCAAGAGCUACCGCCUUACGACCUGCUUUAUGCACUAGUCGAUCUGUACUUCAAGCACAUCAACACCUGGUGCCCUAUACUCCAUCGGAAGACGACUUUGGAUUCUUUGUUUGGACCAUCCAUCCUUGAGGAGACGGACCGUAUCUUGCUGCAUGCCAUUGUUGCCACAACGCUCCGAUACUCUACUGACUCUCGACUGACCGAAGAUAGUCGGCAGCAUUAUCAUUCUAUAUCGAAGCAAAGGGUCCUACUCUAUGGCAUGGAACAUUCUUCGGUCAAGGCCUUGCAAGCCUUAGUGAUUCUUGCUUUGGAUCUGGUUGGCAGCAGCAAUGGCCCUCCUGGGUGGAAUAUCAUGGCUCUGAUAACUAGAUCGGUUGUCCAACUCGGGCUGGCCGUUGAAAGCACCUCGUUCUCGGUAUCGCCCAAUUUUACCUCCAUUUAUACACUCAGAGCCAUGAUUCUACCAGAACCCAAAGACUUCAUCGAGGAGGAAUCCAGGCGGCGGCUGUUCUGGAUGAUUUACCUUCUCGAUCGGUAUGCCACUCUAGCUACUGCCUUUGAAUUCGCAUUAGACGACAAGGAAGUCGACCGGACCCUGCCAUGCCGAGAUGAUCUAUGGAUCAAGAAUCAAAAAGUUGAGACUCGAUGGUUCCGAACUCAGGAUCAUCCCGAGGAUACGAAUCCCGAAUAUGAGAUUAAUAAGCCAGAGAACUUAGGUGCUUUCUCCUAUUACAUAGAGAUCUUGGCAAUAUUGUCCAAGAUUCACAAGUUUUUGAAACAACCUGUCGACAUCAGCGCUCUUAGCGACGUGGAGCAAUGGCAGAUGCGUUACAAGGAGCUCGACAACAUGCUCACAUCCUGGAAAUUUGGUCUUCCCGGGGAAUACGGCAACAUGGCCAAGUUGUUCCAGCCUGGUAACAAGACACUUAAUUGCGGCUGGGUGAUGCUGCAUGCCACGUACCACACGGCCGUGAUACGGCUACAUUCGUCGGCAGCGUAUCCAACAACUCGUUCGCCAAUCUUCACCCCUUCAUACAGUGCCUCACAACGCUGUCACGGCGCCGUCGAGAACAUUGCCGCGCUGGGUGAAUUCGUCGUGAACAACGGUCUUUUGGCAAAGCUUGGCCCUCCCUUUGCCUUUACCCUGUGGGUGGCCUCACGCCUGCUGCUCGUCCACGGCUCUACCGUGGAACACAAGCUCUCCCCUCAGAUUCAAUUCUUCGUAGAGACGCUACGAGAAAUGGGACGCUACUGGCCUGUGGCCGCGCGCUACUGCGGCCUCUUGCAACGCGUUCUGGACGAGCAUCGCGAUAGUGAGCGUCAAGGGGAUGGUGUCACACCCAGCUCAGUCAAGAUAUUAGCCGAUAUGCGUCGCACUGCGUUUGAUCUCGAUUUUCUCAUAUCCCGUCAGCCGCGUGCCAACGGUAUGCCGAACCAUAGCCGGCUCCCUAGCGUCACACCAGCCAGAACGCCAGCACCGAACGAGCUCGAGUACCUGGACGUAUUCGAUUUUUUUAAUGUGCCACGUCUACCCACUGGCAAUGAAAUUCAGCAUGCCGUGAGCGGCAGCAACGGGCAGAACGGGGCUACGUCGGGCAUGGAUGCCAGUAGUGAAAAUGGCGGCUCCAAUGCGCCGCCGGUCCCGGGCAACGAGUUCAACAUAACCAAUUUCAUGGUUGAUGCGAAUAGUGACUGGCUCUUCAAGCAAGAGGGUGCCAAAUUUCUUUCAUGA